This is a messenger RNA of Girardinichthys multiradiatus, 2007 nucleotides long. It is a transcript of the gene f2, whose product is annotated as coagulation factor II (thrombin). Gene Ontology annotation, molecular function: calcium ion binding; serine-type endopeptidase activity. The transcript is spliced from 15 exons. The record is from RefSeq and is a predicted model, not a curated record. NCBI's taxonomy places the organism in Eukaryota, Metazoa, Chordata, Actinopteri, Cyprinodontiformes, Goodeidae. Gene Ontology annotation, cellular component: extracellular region. Gene Ontology annotation, biological process: positive regulation of blood coagulation; blood coagulation; platelet activation. The coding region runs from base 86 to 1939 and encodes 617 amino acids.
ACAGGGAUCAGACACAGACACAUUCUGAGAGACCGAGUGGACGCUGCCGGAUCAGAUUCUGAGGUUCUGCUCGCAGCUCUGGAUCAUGGUGGAACCGACGUCUAAACGGGCUGCUGUUCUGCUGCUGUUAGUGCUGCCCAGCUGUCUGGCCAACAAUGUUUUUCUCAACAGCCAGAUGGCAUCCCAGGUGCUGACCCGAAACCGCCGAGCCAAUCACCUGUGGGAGGAGGUGAAACCAGGGGACCUGGAGAGGGAGUGUAUGGAGGAAAUCUGCGACCAUGAAGAAGCCAGAGAAGUGUUCGAGCAGAACGAUAAAACGGAAAAGUUCUGGACGAAGUAUCUGGACUGUAAAGGAACCAAGAUGCAGAGAACCUCAAAGAACAUCAACACCAUCAGGGAAUGUGUACAAGGUCAGUGCAUCUCUGGUACCGGAGUUAGCUAUGAAGGAAACAUCAACAUCACACAAUCAGGCAGAAAAUGCCAACACUGGAAUCGCAGGUUCCCUCAUCCCAUCUACAGGGAGUAUAAUACUUCAGAACCAAACAGCAUCCUGGUGGAGAACUUUUGCAGGAACCCUGACAGCCGUUCAGAAGGACCUUGGUGUUUCACCACAGACCCAACGGUCCAGAAAGAGACCUGCAGAGUACCUAAAUGUGGUGAGGUGUUUGUUCCAGCGACUGUGGCACCAGAACCAAUCAGAACUACAGUGUGCUUACCAAGUAACGGCAUUGACUACAUUGGUGACCUCAGUGUUACAGUGGGAGGACACACCUGUCUCCAGUGGGCAUCACGAGAAGCUGCAGCCCUCAGCCGAGGGAAGGAGUUCAUUCCAGAGGUGGUUCUGGAGGGAAACAAGUGCAGAAACCCUGACAACGACCCUGAGGGCCCCUGGUGCUACGUGGACAUUUCUGGAAACAUCACGAUUGACUACUGUGACCUGGAGCUGUGUGAGAAUCCACUGAUUGGUGGAGCGGAGACGACGGAUGACCGGGGAACGGAGCGAUCUGUCCUUGGUCCUGAAAAAAAACUCUUCUUCAAUCCUAACACCUUUGGUCAAGGAGAGAGCGUAUGCGGGCUGCGUCCCCUUUUUGAACAGAAGGGCAAACAGGACAAGAACGAGAGAGAGCUUCUGGAUUCUUACAGAGAGCAACGGAUCGUCGGCGGUAAUGAUGCAGAGGUGGCCUCAGCACCAUGGCAGGUGAUGCUGUACAAACGCAGCCCACAGGAGCUUCUGUGUGGAGCCAGUCUGAUCAGUGAUCAGUGGAUCCUGACUGCUGCUCACUGCAUCCUUUAUCCACCUUGGAACAAAAACUUCACCAUCGAGGAAAUUCUGGUCCGAUUGGGAAAAUACAACAGAGCUAAGUUCGAGCGUGGAAUCGAGAAGAUUGUGGCCAUCGAUGAAAUCAUCAUCCAUCCCAAAUACAACUGGAAGGACAAUCUGAACCGGGACAUCGCUCUUCUGCACAUGAAACGGCCCGUCACCUUCUCCAAUGAGAUCCAUCCCAUCUGCCUGCCAACCAAGGAGGUUGCCAGAACCUUGAUGACCGAAGGCUUCAAGGGGCGAGUGACUGGCUGGGGAAACCUGUAUGACACCUGGAACCCGGCAUCAAGAACCUUACCUUCAGUUCUCCAACAAAUUCACCUUCCAAUAGUGGACCCAGACAUCUGCCGCAAGUCCACAACAGUGAAAGUUACAGACAACAUGUUCUGUGCAGGUUAUAAGCCAGAAGAACGCCAGCGCGGUGACGCCUGCGAGGGUGACAGUGGUGGACCAUUUGUGAUGAAGUACCCGGCAGAGAACCGCUGGUAUCAGAUCGGCAUCGUGUCCUGGGGCGAGGGCUGCGACCGUGACGGAAAGUACGGCUUCUACACCCACCUGUUCAGGAUGGGGAGGUGGAUGAAGAAAGUUAUCGAGAGGUCGGACGACAACCACGACUAGACGCCAGAACAUCAGACACUUCCUGUCAACGAGAUGAUGUUAAUAAACGUUUGUCCACAUCCAACUGA